UAUUCCAUAUUCAUGAAGAAAAGCGAAAGGAUAUGCAUUAUCACUGCAUUACAAAAAAAAAUGAAUUAAAAUAAAUAUGGAAACGAAAGCUUGUUGUCACUGAUGCUCGUUUUGAAGUGAUCUUUUAUUGGAUUGUUAAGAUAUUCAUAAGGAAUCCGAAACAAAAUAUCAAUUGUAUGAGCCUUUUCUAGUUGUGACAAGUUGACGAAAAUCGUAUAUUUUUGUGCAAUUAUGACAAAAAAAACUGAUGAUUUUUAUGUACACAAUUUGUUAGUAAAUUUUAAAAAAGUAAACUGAAGAAGUGGAGAAUAAAACAAGACGAAACGCAGUAGCUAGGAGAAUUAUGAAUAUCAAGGAUCUAUACUUUUGUGUGUUAAUUAUUUCCGUUUUAUGUAAUUUCGUUUUUGCUUCUGAGAAGGUAAAUGGAACUACAUUGCUACGGAAAGAUGGAUACUUAGAGACUUCGAUGGAAAAGAAACUCAUACGAACGUUAUUGGAUGAAUAUGAGGCCCGCGGGAAAAUGGGUCGCCCAAUAGUUGAGCAGAAUGAUACUCUAACUGUCUACUACGGUCUCAGCUUAAUUCAAAUUCUUGACCUGGACGAACGCAAUCAAGUUCUGGCUACGAAUGUAUGGGCCUCAUACGGAUGGAAAGAUAUAUAUAUGAGCUGGGACCCAGAGCUGUACGCAAAUAUUACAAAAGUAAGAGUUCCUUCAAACAGAGUCUGGACGCCAGAUAUUAAAUUAUAUAACUAUGCAGAUAUCAGAUUGGAAGAAAAACGCGAAACUUUAGUGGUUGUUCAGCAUGACGGUAGCAUUCAGUGGAUUCCACAAGCUAUUUAUAAAAGUUCUUGUUCAAUAAAUAUUCAAUAUUUUCCUUUUGAUGUACAAACAUGCAAGAUGAAAUUCGGAUCUUGGACUUAUGACGGGAGCAAAAUAAUGCUUGAACUUUUAUACGAAAAUGCGGAGGGUUUUGAUUUUACCGAAUAUAUUCCAAACAACGAAUGGAUGGUUGCAACUUCCUCGGCGAAGAAAAAUGUGUUACGAUAUGCUUGUUGUCCAGGAGAACCAUUUGUAGAUAUCACGUUUUAUUUAAAGAUUCGACGCCAACCUGCCUUUUACAACUAUAUUUUGAUAUUGCCUUGUAUACUGUUAUCGUCAUUGACUCUUGUUUUAUUCUGGUUGCCACCGGAAUCUCCAGCUAAAAUGCAACUAGGUAUGAAUAUAUUUGUGGCAUUCUUUGUACUGCUGUUGCUUUUAGCUGAGUCUACGCCCCCAUCAGCUUCUUCUAUACCCCUCAUAGGGGCGUAUUACUGCUUGAACAUGAUUUUGAUCACAUUGUCGGCCUUCCUGUCGGUAAUUGUGGUUAAUUUAUACUUCCAUGGAGCCAAAAGAGAAGUCCCUUUCGUUGUCAAAAAGAUUGUGAUCGAUGGUUUAGCAAGACUGUUUUGUAUGCGCGGAGAGUUUGUAAAAUUAGAAAACGCUAGUAGAGAAAUUGGUAGCAGAAGAUAUAAUGUUGUUCCUGCGCAGUGUAAUAAAGAAAUCGGUUCUCACAUGAACGAUAAUCAUGUACCUUACACUGAUAUUGCUGACGAGGAAAUAAUGAUACGAACACUGUCAGACGGCCAGUCUGAAAAACCUGAAACAUUAUGGCUGACAAGUUUGGCACAUGACAUUCGUGAUAUUAGAUCACAGUGUGAAUAUCUAGUGGAUAAACAAACUAAGCAAGACAAACUGGAGAAAACAAUAAAAGAAUGGCGACUAGUCGCAGUUGUCCUCGACAGACUAUUCUUCGUCAUAUAUCUUAUCAUAAUGGUUGUAUCCAUAUCAACAGUGUUUGAUUUUGUGCUCUUUGGGAAAGACGGGAACAGUAGUUCAUAAAGCCAACUGAGGGAAUGUACUGAAUCAUACUUUCAAAAAGCCUUAAAUGAACAAUUGAAUUUUUAUGCCAGAUAGAAAGUGCUUACUACUCAAUUCUUAAUUUUCUUAAUGAAGAAUACAACCACUGUUCUUAUAAGCUUGACAAAAGCUCAUUUAACUCAUUAUGUAAAUAAAACAUGAAAACCUUGUAAAUGAGUUAGAAAGGAACUGUACAAAAGGUUGCUUGACAAUGUUAUAAUAAGAAAACGGUACCUUUUGACUCUAGCUCGUUUACUAGACAGUAGCCAGACAUACCAUUUGUUUCCGUUGCUUAAUAAGACGAGUGACAAGGCUUUUGCAAUCUUCUUCUUGGUCCGUUUCCAACUAUUGUUGUAAGCGUAUAUUGUAAGUCGAUACAAGACAAUUAUGCAUAGCCCUGUAUGAAGAUUAGUUUUAGACAGUUUCUGAUUAAAAGCGAUUUCCUUUAUUUUAAAUUCCAGCAGCACACACAAUUCUGUAGUACUGCUCAGAACAUAGGAAUUUUCUUAAACGAGAAAACUGCUUCACUUGAUUUUUCAAUCAUCAUAAAUUGAUUGGUGUGGUUUUGUUUGCACAUUUAUACUUUUUUUAAAACCUAAACUGUAUAAAAAGCAGCAACAUCUUACAUUAAACGCUUACCAAGCUUCGUACAAAUACUUGCGAACUUAGAUUUCAUGUGUGUGUAUGUAGCUGUAAUAUUAGUUUGUAAAACGAGCUAAAUGACAAAAAGCGUAUCAAUUUGUUUUCAGAACCAUCGGUACUAAGCCUUUUAAAAACUGAACAAAAAAAAUUAUAUGAUCAAUAGGCAUAACGCUACAUAAAUGAAUUGCUAUUGUGUGUGGAAGAUUUUUUCCAUUUUGUAGAUCUUUAGCAAAUGUAUGGUGAAUAUACAUACUGAUACCAUUUUCAUUAUGACAUAAAACACGUCCACCGCUAUUGCAGUUCGUACUCAGAUUCGUUUCAUCUAAAACACACUUUAAAAGAGUUUGAUUGUUCGUAACGGAUAAAGAACAUCCCAUAUACUAGAACUACGUAGUCAACGUUGAUAAAAUCGCGUUGGCUUGUUGAUACGGUGAUUUUUAUCAUUCAGCCAUUCUGUAAAUAUUUUUAUUGUCUGUCGUACAUUUGGGUUGAUUAAAAGUAAUGUCAUUGCGUCCGUGGCGUUAUUCCUUGCGAUGUAUCGUUGUGAAAGUUAUGUCAGUAUGGUGUUUGUUUAAUCCUGAUAGCACUAAUACACUCUAUUGAGUAUCGUCAUUUCGUUUUAGAUACGUACAUAUGCAAAGAUUACCACCUACGCCAUGUCGCCGCAUGUUAAAUUAAUGCUAGUUUCAUAAACAGAUAUGCGAAGAAACAAAGACGUUCAGUAUCAUUAGAAUAACGCGCAAAGUUUAUAAACUGUCUGUAGUGCGUUUUAAUCAACCUGGCCGGGCGGAGUUUCGCGAUGGUCCACUGCAUUAUUGUGCAGGGUAUGUAGUAUAUUCGGCAACCAGAUGUCUUAUUCAGUGGUCAUCUACCUUACAACGUUGAAUUUUAGUCGUUAGUUACGGAAAUAAACAGUUAAGUUGUUCUACCUAUUUCGCUCGUUUUUUGGGGGAUAACCAUAAAUUGCAUAAGUCAGAGAUUAACUCUGUCCCGCCAAAUCGAAUUAAAUACACAAUAGCACGAGCUUAAUGUUAACGCUUUAUGUAACACAAAAGAAACGUGCGGAUAAUGCUACAAGAAGUUCAAAUAUACCUCUUGUAUUAUAUUAAGGUUUGCACUUUAAAAUAUCACACUUUACCUGAUCCUUAAUUUCAUAGGCAUUAAAUGUCUUCCCAACUCUUGUCAUUAUUUUACACAUUGUUAUGCUUAUUUUGAAUAUAUCAGGUACGCUUAUUUUAAAAGCUUUGCAAGCGACAAUUUGUCCUUCAAAGCCAAUUUUUAUCUCAUAGAUAAAUAGGCAGAUGCCAUAAUUUAGACGAUAUUCAAGAACAAAAACAUGUCAUGUUAUUAAUGACUGCAUAUUUGAAAGAUAUUUUGAGUUACUCGAAUAUAGAAAUGUAAAUAUAACAUUAAUUAAUUACGUGUUAACCAAUUGCAUUUAUGAUGUAAAUUCGCAUCUGUACAGAUAGGAAAAGUGAUGUUUUUAGCUCUAAAAAUAAAUGUUAUAGUCGUCUAGAAAGGUCUGUAUCCAUACCCUGACAAAACAUACAGGUUAGUGAUGAUGUAUUUGUACAUACUGUCACUGACACGAAUGCAAAUAGAAUUGUCACAAUAAUUAUCUAAAAAAAUAACAUAUUUUUGUAAAUAACCUUUUGAUAUUAUGUUAAUGAUAGCAAUAAUUUGUGGACAGCUGCUGUAUACAAUACGAUAUAAAAGGAAGAUAUAUCAAUAAAGUGUUCACGGAAAA
This is a messenger RNA of Mercenaria mercenaria, 4286 nucleotides long. Its product is annotated as neuronal acetylcholine receptor subunit beta-3-like. Bases 344 to 1879 code for a protein of 511 amino acids. The transcript is spliced from 7 exons. Lineage: Eukaryota; Metazoa; Mollusca; Bivalvia; Venerida; Veneridae. Gene Ontology annotation, molecular function: transmembrane signaling receptor activity; acetylcholine-gated monoatomic cation-selective channel activity. Gene Ontology annotation, biological process: regulation of membrane potential; nervous system process; signal transduction. The record is from RefSeq and is a predicted model, not a curated record. Gene Ontology annotation, cellular component: postsynaptic membrane; neuron projection; synapse.